This is a messenger RNA of Lachnellula hyalina, 1110 nucleotides long. RefSeq lists its product as uncharacterized. Gene Ontology annotation, cellular component: cytoplasm. The transcript has 3 exons. NCBI's taxonomy places the organism in Eukaryota, Fungi, Ascomycota, Leotiomycetes, Helotiales, Lachnaceae. Bases 1 to 1110 code for a protein of 369 amino acids. The record is from RefSeq and is a predicted model, not a curated record.
AUGGAUUCCGCUUCAGAGGAUAAAAAUUGGGCCACCAAAUAUCUCCUCGACCCUUUGAACGAACCAGAGCCCAGUGAAGAAACUGGUCCCGGAACACACUUCAGCAGACCCCAAGAAACCAAAGGCCCAACCGUCUCAGCAUCAUCCAGAGACUCCAAAGCUCCAACAUCAACGAGCUACCCCACGCCUCCAGCAUCAGCAAGUCCCACCAGAUCCUCUUUCCACCCAUCAAACCCGUACUCUCCAUCCCACCGGCAAACCGCAUUCGGAGACUACGCUCAAGCCGGAUCAAGCCGGAGAAGCUCAGACGAACCCCUUGGUAACGGCAAAGGACGCCGACGAGGAAGUUCCCUUGGUGAACGUUUUCCAGGCGAUAUGUCUCACCGACCUCUCGACCAGCUGCGUAAGGAGACGAAAGCCGCACAUCGCUCGCCACAUUUGAGAAAAAAGCAUAUCCCUGGAACAGACACAAUUGAUGGAUUGGAUAGAACUGGCGGAACAUACCAUCACGAGGGCCCCUACGAUGCUACUCUGCUGUCCAGAAAUACAAGCUAUAACAGCUCUCCCGUUGCCGCUGUAGCCGCCUCGAAUGCAGAAGCCUUGAGAGCUACACCAAGGGAGAACAUUAAAGAUUCUCUAGACAAACAUGUUCCAUUGCAAGGCACAGCUGUCAUUCCACCCGGAAUGGCCGGUUUGGACGGCAAAGUGAUGAAUUACAAUGAAGGUGCCGAUCUGAUGAGGGAGCCGGAUGCUGCGGGUGGAGCCUACAAACGAUGGCCGGAUGUGAAAUACCUUCCCGAAGACUAUAAAGGCAAAGGCGAACCCUCCUUCUCCAUCGAAAGGGCUAUCAAAGACCACGACAAAGCACAUUCCCAUCGCCGGUUCGUAUCCGAGGGCGGCAAUGCCUUCGAAAUGCAACCUACUUCCCGCCAGCGCAGCGCUAGUGGCAGCGGCGCCGAUCUUGGAGGUCCCGGCAAGCCAGCGAUGGCUUCUGUGAAUUUUGAGAACAAUAUGCAGAGGAGCCAUAGCACGGGCCGAAAGGUCGGCGACGGGUUGAGGAAACGAUUCGGCAGCUUGAGGCUUCACAAAAAGCACCAAGCGGAUGCUUGA